UUUAGUCUCUCAUCUGAUUUAUCAAUUCACACUCUUGCUCUUCAAAGCUACCAUGACACACACACCACCCGUGUUUUCCGCCGCCCAAGCCCUCCGGUCUGCGUUCCUUCCGCGUAUUCAGACCCACGCGCGACGCCCAGUUACAGGGUCCCUAAACGUAUACAAGUUAAAGAGAUUAAAUCAUUCAGAACGUCAGCCUCUGCAGCAUCGUUUCGGUGCUCGUGCCCAGCAGAUUCCGUGGCCAAAGAUUCCCACAACCCCCUCACUCAAAGCCCCGCGAGACGAGGCCAUUCGGCAUCAGCGAGUACACAUUGUGGAGGAGGAUGGAUCGAUAGGCCCGGCAAUACCGCUCCGACAAGUACUCGGCAGAUUCGAUCGCACAGAGUACUCCCUCGUUGAGUUGAUAUCGCCAUCCGAGAAUUAUGGCUCUAUUUGUAAAAUCAUGACCAAACGGACAUUGCGCGAGCAAGAAUAUGCCAGAAGCCGAACGUCCAAACCCAAGCCCGCGAAGCAAAUUGAGUUGAAUUGGGCAAUUGAUCCCAAUGAUCUUGAAAACCGGCUGAAUCAGAUGGAGUCGUUCAUUGCCAAGGGGAAGAAGGUGGAAUUGAUAUUGACUUCAAAAGCUCGGAAGAGAAAGGCUACAGAACCCGAAGCGCAAAAGACGUUGGCAGCAGUGAAAGAGAAAAUACAGGAAAUUGGAGCUAUUCAGAGCAAGAAAAUGCAGGGACGACUGUUAGGCCAUGUCCAGUUCUUCUUGGAAGGGAAGAAGUAGUGGGUGUAUAACAUCAUCGUGCACCUUGUCGAUUCGUUGAGAUGAAAUGUGGUUAUAUUGAGGCCUUGUUCACUUUUUUCUACAAUAUACCCCUUAG
Messenger RNA from Coccidioides immitis RS, 869 nucleotides. Its product is annotated as translation initiation factor IF3. Gene Ontology annotation, molecular function: translation initiation factor activity; ribosome binding. The record is from RefSeq and is a predicted model, not a curated record. Bases 53 to 772 code for a protein of 239 amino acids. The transcript has a single exon. NCBI's taxonomy places the organism in Eukaryota, Fungi, Ascomycota, Eurotiomycetes, Onygenales, Onygenaceae. Gene Ontology annotation, cellular component: mitochondrion. Gene Ontology annotation, biological process: ribosome disassembly; mitochondrial translational initiation.